AUGUCUUCAUCUGAUAUAAUCGAUUCAUGGAAUCGUGCGUCUGAUUUCAUCAAUCGUUAUAUUCCGAUAUUUAUUUAUAUCUUCGGUAUAACUGGAAAUUUCCUUAAUGUCUUAGUUUUAUCCCAAAAACCGAUUUGUUUCAAUACAUCUGCGGUGUAUUUUCUCAUUUCGUCGAUAUCGAGUCUAAUUGCGAUCAUCAGUGGAUUGACAAGUCGAAUGAUGUCGGGUUAUACAGUUGAUCUGACAUCUACAGUCGAAUGGAUUUGUCGUACACGAAAUUUCAUUCUGUACACAUCAAGAACAAUUACAUUGUGGUUAAUCGCAUUUGCAACAAUCGAUCGAUGGUUAUCAACUUGUAUCAAUGCAAAUCGAAGACAAAUAAGUACAUUGAAAAAUACACGACGUUGUAUAAUUCUGAUUAUUAUUUUUUCGAUUCUUCUGAAUAUUCCAAUACUUUGUUGUUAUCAAGCGAAUUUAACUGGAGCUUUGCGUGGAUGUUAUGGAUCAACGUACAUUUGUCGAGUUGUCACAGAUGUGAUUUAUGCAGUAAUUACAACUUUAUUUCCAUUGUGUUUAAUGAUUGGUUUUGGAAUAAUGACAAUUCAAAACACUCGGUAUACUCGAAAUCGUAUUCAAGCUAUUCCGAUGGUUUCAAUGAGUAUUGAACCACCGAAAACAUUUACAAAUCUUACUCGAGAUCAGCAACAAGUGAAGAGAAAAAUCAAUCGACAUUUACUAAAAAUGCUCUCUGUUCAAGUGACGUUAUUCAUCAUUUUAACUUGUCCACAUGCCAUUCAGAAAGCGUAUACAUCAAUCUCUGCAAGCACAUCAACUCAAUCAAUUCAAUCGGCGAUCGAAAAUUUUAUUUUUAAUUUCGUUACUUUGAUGAAUUUUACAGCCAGUGGAAUCUCGUUUUAUAUUUAUACAUUAAGCGGUGGAAGUCUUUUCCGUAAUGCACUUUUUCAACUAGUGAAGGGUAUUCAAUUGAAAGUUCUUUGUCGUUAG
Messenger RNA from Adineta ricciae, 1005 nucleotides. NCBI's taxonomy places the organism in Eukaryota, Metazoa, Rotifera, Eurotatoria, Adinetida, Adinetidae. The record is from the annotation of a GenBank genome assembly.